AUGGGAUGGAUUCCGUUGUUGCCGCCAGGCAGAAGAUCAGGGAAACUGGCGGACCCUGGCAGACUCCCUUUUGACACGUCUCAAAAGUCUUCCUUCCUUCACGCCCCUGCUGGCUUUGCUAUCAAGCUGUCGGAUGGGGUGGAUUCCGUUGAUGCCGCCAUGCACAUGAGCAGGCGCACUGGCGGACCCACUGGCAGACUCCCUUCUGACACGUCUCAAAAGUCUUCCUUCCUACUUGCCCCUGCUGGCUUUGCUAUCAAGCUGCCGGAUGGGAUGGAUUCCGUUGAUGCCGCCAGGCACAUGAGAAGGCGCACUGGCGCACUCCCUGGCAGACUCCCUUUUGAGAUGUCUCAAAAGUCUUCCUUCCUACACGCCCCUGCUGGCUUUGCUAUCAAGCUGCCGGAUGGGGUGGAUUCCGUUGAUGCCGCCAGGCACAUGGGAAGGCGCACUGGCGCACUCCCUGGCAGACUCCCUUUUGAGACGUCUCAAAAGUCUUCCUUCCUACUCGCCCGUGCUGGCUUCUUUAUCAAGCUGCCGGAUGGGAAGGAGUCCGUUGAUGCCGCCAGGCACAUGAGCAAGUGCACUGGCACACUCCCUGGUGCACUCCCUGGCGCACUCCCUGGCGCACUCCCUGGCGCACUCCCUGGCGCACUCCCUAGCGGACGCCGCCUUCCCAUUACCCGGGGCACUGGCGCAUUCCCUGGCAAACUCCCUGGCAGACUCCCUGGCAGACUCCGUGGAUGCUGCUCCUCUUAUGUGCGCCGGACGGGCUGGAUUCCAUUCAUGCCGCCCUGCUCACGUGCCUGCCCGACUCCCUGGCGUACUCCCUAG
Closterium sp. Yama58-4 is the source of this 831-nucleotide messenger RNA. The record is from the annotation of a GenBank genome assembly. NCBI's taxonomy places the organism in Eukaryota, Viridiplantae, Streptophyta, Zygnematophyceae, Desmidiales, Closteriaceae.